AUGCGCUACAAUCCUGGAAAGACGAUGCUUCCAGCAGUUGGCAUGAAGGGGGUGUUGCGCAGCGCAUAUUUUGGUUUGGUGCCGAAGGCGUUUUCACCCGUAGUUCACGACCCAAACGAUGACCGCUUUCCUCCACAAAACGUUCCUUUACCGGUAAAAUACGUUAAAUACGGCUUGUUUAAUCAAAUUGCAGGCGAAAGACCAAAAUUGAAACGGUGGGUGCACCUCACAAACGGUUUACAGCGAUGGAGCAGCCUGGAAGUAAAGCGUGCCUUAGCACCCGCUGUCACAGUGCGCCCACCAACCGCAAAGCGGGCUACACCACGAUAAAUCGUGCAAACGUGCUCAUCAGCACGUAGACAUGCAAUAAAACGC
Molecule: messenger RNA, 375 nt
Organism: Vavraia culicis subsp. floridensis
Lineage: Eukaryota; Fungi; Microsporidia; Pleistophoridae
Exons: 1
Coding region: 1-330 (109 amino acids)
Source: RefSeq, a predicted model, not a curated record